AUGGAUCCGUUGGAUCCGUCGGACUUCUAUCAUGGAGAUGACUCCCGGGAAGGAGCGAACACCAAACUACCAGAGCCUGAUUAUUCUGCGGCUGAGUUUGCGGCGGAUGUGGCGGCUGCGGUCCAGAGCCCUCUCAGUUUCGGCCUCGGCGACCGCGACUUCUUACUCAAAACGAUCGAUUUUGAAAUGGAGGCCCUGGAGAAGCUGGACCGUGAGUUCCAGUCCCGCAGCGACAUCGACAUCUACUUCUCCAACUCUGACCAGCACCAAGGGGUCGAGCCCAUGGCGGAUGAUUGUAAUCAAGCCGGCGACGAUUUGGAAGAGGCGACGGCAACUCAUGAAUAUGGCUCCAACAACCUCACAGGCUCCUUGGCCUCUGACGUCCACCGUCGCAAUCACAGAGCCAGCGACGCCGAGGAAGUGGCCUCAAACCAGCAGGAACAUAGCUUGGACAAUUUCAAAUCUAGUCAGGGAGCAUCAUGUGCAACAUUGCCAGAGGUGAUCGGCGACGAAGAUGAUACACAAUCUACUUCUGGUGCUAAUAUAGACGGAGAGGAGAUUGAGUCCGAUUCUGGAGUGCCGAGACUGGGGAUGGUGUUCUUUUCAGAGGAGGCUGUAUAUGAUUUUUACAAUAACUACGCUAAACAAACCGGUUUCAAUGUGAGAAGAGGAAAAGCAGAAUAUUCGGGAUCGAACAAGGCUAUCAUCAAGGCAAAGUACUUCUUAUGCUCUUGCCAAGGGCGCAAGUCCAAAGAGCAGAUUGACAAGCCGACACGGUACAAAAGGCGGGACACGAGAACAGGUUGUGACGCUAAGAUCAAGUGCACAGUACAUGAUGGAACAUGGAAGAUCUCAAAGGUCGUCCUUGCGCAUAAUCACGAUCUCAAGGGAUGUUUCAGGAGUGGCCAAGGGCGAGUGGAAGACUCAUGGGCAACAACGGCUCUUUCGACCAGAAAGAUUGCGGACGAAGUUAGGAUGGCCAGAGAGCACGAUCACAGUGACGUCUCACAAGGCGCACGGAAGAAUCGCCCAUUGGCUGAGCUUGAGGCAACACAAGACUUAAUUGAUCACUUCAAGAAUAUGCAGAUCCAAGACCCUUCCUUUUUUUACACGGCACAAGUAGAAGCGGCGCACGGCAUGGCAAACUUUUUCUGGAGGGAUAGCCGGUCCAAGGUCGAUUACGAGCAUUUUGGGGAUGUUCUAGUCCUGGACACGAGAACUAGGAUCAACAAGUAUGACCUGAUAUGUGCGGCAUUUUGGGGACUUAAUCAUCACCGGCAGCGCAUCAUAUUUGGAUGCGCUUUCCUGGUCGAUCAAACCGUGUGUUCGUUCAAUUGGUUGCUCCGGACUUUCCUUACGGCGAUGAGCUGGCAGAAACCGCAGACCAUCAUUACUGAAGUCAGCGAAGAAAUUGCCGAUGCCUUAAGGGUAGUCAUGCCAGACACAUCCCAUUGUCUGCCAUAUUGGUCUAUCUUGAACAGUUUCGAUCAAUACCUUUCUCCCUUGAGUGACCGACCCGGCAUCAGCAACCUCUUCAGCGAGUGUGUCUUCCAUGUCCACUCUCAGGAAGAAUUUGAGUUGAAGUGGAAUUGCUUUGUAGGAAAAUACAAACUGCAUGAAAACGCGUGGCUCGCUUCUUUGUACGGAAUGCGCAAACAAUGGUCUCAUGCGUUCACGAAGGACGUGUUUUCAGCUGGCCUACUCUCGAUACAAAACGAUGAGGAUGCUCGUGCUGUUUUCGGGAGUCUCUCCUGCGAGGCCAUGAAGCUAUCCCAAAUUGCACGCCAGUGUGGAAAGUUGGCCGAUCACAUACGCAGGGAAGAAUUUCUGGCGGACAAGCACUGCGAGGAAAACACAACGAAUUUGAUAUCUAGGAAUGCGAUGGAGAAAGAAGCUGAAUGCUUGUAUACUAGACCGAUCUUCAGGAUGUUCCAAGAGGAGUUGAUUAAUGCGCUAUCACUAGCAAUCGACAGAAGUGGGGGCACGACGACUCUUCCUGAGUUUAAGUUGACAGAAGAAGGCAGCAUGAAGAUAAACACGGUCAAGUUUGAUCCUUCCAAUUCAACAUUAGCAUGUAGCUGUGGGAAGUUUGAGUCAGUUGGUAUCUUAUGUUUUCAUGUUCUGAAAGUACUCAACUUCAAGAAUAUCUUCAAGAUACCGUCCCAUUACUUAUUGAAACGAUGGACCAAAUCUGCCAAAGAUAGCCUACCAGUGGACACCUGCAGUGCAGGGAUUGCACGAGAUAAUGGUCUGGCCAAUUCGUUUAUCGGUGAGUUUAUGCGAAAGGCUUUGCAUGUCGCACAUAUAUGUGCAACUAAGAAGAGGGAGAGAAUAGCUUUGAAGUCCAUAGAUUUGGCAUUGGAGCACAUUGCAAAGGCUCCAAGAACAGAAGAAAUUGUAGUCACUCAUGAUGAUUCAGACAGUAAAGAAGAUAAGGGUCAGACUAUUUGCAAUGAUGCUCUUGAAACACAACUCGACCAAGGGAAUGUAGCUAAAUCUGGGAUGGGAUUUCCAAGAGUUAGGCGCAAAGUUGAAGGUGAUCGACCAGCUAGGAAACAGAGGACGGGAUACCCUCGACAAUCAAACGGAGGAUUGACCCAAUCACGUCCAAAACGUGCCUAUGUAAGAGCUCAGAUGCCUCCGACAUCUAUGUCUGACCGACAUUCGAAACAUGCCGAUUGAAAUGAAAGAGGUCAUUGGCAUAUCAAUAUUUAGGACAACCGUCAGCGCAUGAAUUGAAUAGCCGAUCAUUCAGUUUCUAAGUUCUGUUUUGCGACUGCUCUCCACAAAUCAUUCAAUUUCAGAAAUCGCAAAUCAUGUUCUGAUCACUUCAGGGCAGAACAAACAUCCUUACAAAUGUUACUGAAUAGAUUCGUUGGGCGGGUGUCAUGAGAAUCCUGCCAUCAUUGAGACGCUGUUCUGUUCCUCCAGGGUCGUCAUCGUCACAAGUCGUGCAAAUGACCGCAACACUUUCUCCUUCAGCGACUACCUGACUACAUCCUCAGCGGGUGAGGACUAGUGCAGUGACCUCAGAUCGCUCUGGAUUGUCGCCUUUGGUUAUUCAUCUUUGUUAGUUUUUAAUAAUGUAAUGUACUUAUUUAAGGGCGAAUGGUUGGCCAAUUUGAAACGUGGAGAUAAAAGGGCCCGAUAUAUGUGAAUG
Molecule: messenger RNA, 3160 nt
Organism: Eucalyptus grandis
Lineage: Eukaryota; Viridiplantae; Streptophyta; Magnoliopsida; Myrtales; Myrtaceae
Product: protein FAR1-RELATED SEQUENCE 5-like
Exons: 3
Coding region: 1-2682 (893 amino acids)
Biological process (GO): regulation of DNA-templated transcription
Molecular function (GO): zinc ion binding
Source: RefSeq, a predicted model, not a curated record